UUACUCCCUCCACUGUCUUUUAUCGACGGCUCCAAAUGAGAUAUGAAUCCCCAAAUAUCAAGAGCAACAAUGAGAAGUAUUUGGAUUUAACUGGUUGCUGUUUCUUGCAGGAGAUUGAAGAUGCUGCUGUUGCUCCUGCUCCUCACGAGCGUCUGCCCUGAUCUGAUCAAGGUUGAAGUUUCUGUUGCAAUGAUCUGAGCAGCAGACCUCCUCCCUCACUGAAGUGUGAAACUUUGUCAGCGAAGCAGUGUGACAGUGUGAGCAGUGUGAGAGUGUCAGUAGAUGAUCAGCAGAGGAAAGUGAAGCUGCUGUGAGCUGAUGUCCUGAAGGGGUUUGAAAGAGUCUCUGAGUUUGACAGGAACAUGAAGAUGUUUGUGGUGUUUGUGAUCCUCCUGCACGUUUCCCAGCAUGCCCUGGCUGUGGUGGUGGAGGUGUAUGAGGAGGCAAAGUCUGUUCUGCUGCCCUGUCAGUACUCUGGUAUUAUUCCUGAGAAAAAUCCCACAGUGAUGUGGACUCGCAGUGAUCUCAGUCCCACAUUUGUCCACCUGCGACGAGAAGAAGGUGAUGAUCUCAAAAAGCAGAACCUCCGCUACAGCGGGCGCACAUCAAUGAGGCCUGAUGCUCUGGAGACUUCAGACUUCAGCCUCACUCUGAGAAAACCAGAACUGAUUGACAGCGGCGUCUACACCUGCUCCAUCAGUGGUGGGAAAGAAGAAACAGGACAGAGAGAUGUGCAGCUAAAGGUCAAAGACCAGCAGGUGGAGAUAAAAGUGGAGGAAGGCUCAGAGUCUGUCAUCCUGCCCUGCCAAACAAGACCUGACAUACCUGGUGACACCUCAGUGGAGUGGACUCGCUCUGAUCGAGAACUCAUGAUGGUCCAUGUGUAUCCAAACAGAAGUGAGAAGCUUAAGACACAGGACGACCUUUACUGUGGUCGCACAAAGAUGAAUGAAGACCUGCUGAGAACUGGAGACCUCAGUCUGACCCUGAAAUACCCCACAGAGAGAGACACAGGAGGAUACAGAUGCACCAUCUACAGGGACAAAGACAUCCUGAGACAGAAAGUAGUGCUGCAGGUCAAAGAACCAUUUCCAUCUUGGGCCAUAGCUUCCAUGGUUCUCUUGGUUCUCCUGGUUCUUCUUGUUUCUGGAGGUCUUUUAUUUCAUUUCCGACAGUAUUUCAUGUCAGUCCCCCAGGUGGUGGAAGUGGUUUCAGGGCAGGAGUCUGUCCAGCUGCCCUGCAAAGCCAAAGUUCACCUGCUUGAAGACACUAAAGUAGAGUGGAUAGACAGUGAUAAUGACAAGGUCCAUGUGUAUCAGAACGGCACUGACCACCCCAAUGAGCAGGACCAGGUUUACAGAGACCGAACGAAGAUGAAAGAAGGUCUGCUGAAAACUGGAGACUUCAGCCUGACCCUGAAAUACCCCACGGAGAGAGACACAAAGACAUACACCUGCACUGUCUACAGCACUAAGGGAAAUGUUCUGAUGAAAAAACAAGUGGUGCUCCAGGUCAAAGUGCCAGAGGUGGAGGUGGAUUCAGGUGUGGAGUCUGUCCAGCUGCCCUGCCAAACCACAGUUCACUCACUGAAAGAAGCCAGAGUGGAGUGGACGGACAAAGAGAACAGGAAGGUCAACGUGUAUAACAACACCUCUGACCUGCUUGCAUUACAGCAUCGUUUUUUCAGAAACCGAACAAAGAUUAAUGAUGGCCUAUUGAAAACUGGAGACCUCAGUCUAACCCUGGAAUACCCCACAGACUGGGACAGAGGAAUCUACACCUGUACUGUCUACAACAGGUAUAGAAAGAUCCGGAUGAAGAAACAAGUGGAGCUGAAAGUCAGAGUCUGUCAGGUGGAGGUGGAGGAGGGGGCGGAGUCUGUCCAGCUGCCCUUUAUAAAUACAGAAAACCUGCCUGAAGAUGCUAAAGUGGAGUGGAGACACUAUGAACCAUUCAGGACCGUUUAUGUGUAUCAAAACGGCUCUGACCAGCCUGACAAACAGGACCAAGUUUAUGUGGACCGAAUACAGAUGAAUAAAGACCUGCUGAAAACUGGAGACCUCAGUCUGACCCUGAAACAGCCCACAGAUGGAGACAGUGGAGAAUACAGAUGUGAAGUGGACAGCACACAGAUC
Neolamprologus brichardi is the source of this 2135-nucleotide messenger RNA. Lineage: Eukaryota; Metazoa; Chordata; Actinopteri; Cichliformes; Cichlidae. The record is from RefSeq and is a predicted model, not a curated record.